Molecule: messenger RNA, 2118 nt
Organism: Phyllopteryx taeniolatus (common seadragon)
Lineage: Eukaryota; Metazoa; Chordata; Actinopteri; Syngnathiformes; Syngnathidae
Gene: umad1
Product: UBAP1-MVB12-associated (UMA) domain containing 1
Exons: 4
Coding region: 416-859 (147 amino acids)
Source: RefSeq, a predicted model, not a curated record
UUAAUAUGUAGUUCCGGAAGAAAGCUUUGAGAAGAACGUUACGUAACGCUCAUAGAAAUAUGACUAUGUUGACGUGGAUUGAUCUAAUAAUAUUUUGGGCAACAUUUUGAAAUUAGAUUCUAGGAUAACCCUUUAAAAAUUUAUUAAACGAUUUAAACGUUUUUAAAAGGGGGAGACUUCACGUUAAUAUUUGAUUUUUUAUUUCUUUUAAUUGUUUUUUACCAUUGUGUAUUCAUUCCUUGUUAUGUUACAGUCCGUCCUUCCAUUUUCCAUAACGCUUAUCCUUACUGGGUUAUUAAUUAUAUAUCACGGGAAACCGUGAUAGUUAAAUGCAGUUUCUACACGGACGCGGAUAACAGACGGAGAUCACAUCGACACGGCAAUUGCAAGCAAGCGAUAUUUGAUCGGGGCGGCCAUGUUGUCCUUCCUGGGUUUACGUAAAGAUUCAAAGAAGUCAACAUCAGAGAGGGAAGCUGAUGGAGGCUUUGUGAUCAUUGGAGAAACGGUUGAAGAGCAGAGGCGGAAGAUGCAGUUGAUGAACAUUGCACAACCUUCAACAAAUGUUAUUGUAUUCCCAUCUAAGUCACCAUGUCAAGCUCCGGCUCGACCAAUGGAAACAACUUCAUGUACAUCUUCAUCUCCCACGAACCUGGGAGAGAAGUCCCCAAUAGUGGAGGCUGCCUCACCUGGCCCUGAUCUCCUUGGUGACAUCCCCUUCACUUUGGCACCUCAUGUUCAGGCAAUGCAGAGAGGGUUCUCUUAUAUUCCUGAUGUAUUGCUGUCCAUGGACAUGAACUCUAACCUAACAUAUUUUCAAUAUGACUUCACUUUAGAAAAGUCUGUCCUACAUAACUUUUAAACUUUUUAAACGUAGCAACUGAAAAUAAUAUUUUUGUGACUUUACUGCAUCCGCCACUAGCGAUUCAUUCAUUAUAUCGAUGUAUCGGUUUAUAUUCCUACGAUCCAACUCGAUCGAUCUGUGCUCGGCAAGUUAGCCUUCCGGACUUAAAUAUAUUGAUUGAAAAUCGUUUUGAAAGGUAAUCAAUCGAUUGUAUCUGGAUUCAAGCAGUGGAUUCUGGUUUCACCUUUAAUUGCAAAGCAAUACAAUCAACUUUUAUGAAGCAGAGUCAUAGCCCAUUAGAAAUCACAUACAGUACGGUGCACAAAAAUCAAAAAAAUUGCUCUGUCCUAACAACUUUUAUUCUCCACCACAAAUGUAUGUGAAUCAAUCAUCUAGCUUAGGUUGGCUUUCUUACACUGGUGCCACAUUUUCAUUUUUCAUGCAGUGAAAAUGAAAAGAUUUGGUUACCAUAAGGAAUCCUGCACAACAUGCAGCUGUAAUUUACAUUUCUCAUCAGUAUGUUUUUACUCUUAAGAAUAUGAAUAACCCACGCCACCCAUUGCCGCCGUGAUAUUAUCACACCGUCCUUUUUGUUUUCAGGUAUUCUCUCUUACAAAAGCGAGUGUGUGGUAAUUGCCAACUCAACCAUUUGUACUGCAUUUUUGCAAAUGAAACAAUGUCAUCUUAACCUACCGUGCCUUAGUGCGUACAGUUAAUAUAUUCUUGUAUUUUAUUGUCAUUUGGAGGCCAACUCGUCUCUGAUUUAUUAGGUGCAGCUGAUGUGGUUCUCGGUCACAUUGUGUGAGUGACGUUUAGCAGCAAUGGCUAAUACAACUUAGCAGUUUUGACGAUAUGAAAUAAUUGUGACUCUACCUAUUUUCUCAAAGGUUAAAAGCACCCCCAUAAAGUACUCGACCCACUGCAGAUUUGGAUUUACUCCCCGCAUUUACGGUUAAAUGUCUUUACUUUCUACCCUUCUACUUUUGUCACAUUGAGCUUGGUAUGUACUAAAAAAGAUGCAAAUAGAGAGCGCUAAAGGCAACUGGGGUUGACAGAGAUGCCAGCCUCCGCUGUAAAAAAAAUCUUGUUAGUCAAACCUCCCUCCUCGGAGUUGGGAAUCAAGUGCAGUAACUGCUGCAACUCACUUCCGAUUUCAUUUCUCUGUUACUCCGUUCACAAUGUUAGCGAAGCUAUAACGUGAACGGCUCUUAAAACAUGAAGUGACGUUGUCUUUUUUGGUAUGAACACUGAUGUGAAUUAAUAAAACAGAGGAAAUA